AUGCCCUCUUCAAGCGGGACUACGACGCAGCUGAGGUCUGCAUCCCGAGCUGCAGAACCAUAUGGACCUACAUCACCGGCGAGCCCACCAAGCGAACCUCCUCCCACAGUGGACCUGUCACCACCCACGUCGACGUUGUCUCGCACCACCACCACCACCGUCACCUACCCCGGACCCCCCCCGAGCACGCCUCCUCCGGCGACCGAGAAUGCCAUCGUCCCCGUCGUCCCCGUGCCGACGCCCGAGCCUCGCACCUGCCCGACCCCUGGCACGUACACCUUCCCGGCCACCACCAUCACCGUGACCGAAACGACGACCGUCUGCGGUGCCGCCUCGACGACGCUCCGACCGGGCAGCCACACGUUCGGCGGCGUCACCACCGUCGUCGAGAAGGCCACUACCGUGGUCUGCCCGGUUGCUACCGUCCAGACUCGCGGCUCCGUCACCACCAGCACCCUCGUCCAAACCACCUACGUCUGCCCGACCCCCGGCACCUACACCAUCGCCCCCAUGACGACGGACGUGAAGGAGGAAAAGGUAGUCGUCUACCCCGUGCCCACCUCGUACAAUCCCGGCACCUACACGGCCCCCCAGCUGGUCGUCACCGUCACCGUCACCGGCUACGUCACGUACUGCCCCUUCACCAGCGUUGGCCUCCCGACCGCGCCCGCCUACACGCCCCCGGAGCCCACUGUUGAGGCUGCCGAACCCACUGCUGAGGCUGCCGAGCCCCCGGCCCCCGUGGCCCCCCCCAAGGAGUCCUCCUACUCCCAGCCGAGCGCGCCGAGCACCAAGCCUGGCGCCAUCAGCAGCAACAACGACCAGUACGGCAUCACCUACACGCCCUACGAACCCUCCAACGGCCAGUGCAAACCCGCCAACGAGGUGGAGCGAGACAUUGCCCUGCUGAAGAAGGCCGGCUUCACCACCGUCCGUGUCUACUCCACCGACUGCAACACCCUCGAGAGCGUCGGCAAUGCCUGCCAGAAGCACGGCCUCGGCAUGAUUGUCGGCGUCUUCGUCAAGGACAGCGGCUGCUCGCCCGACACGCCCGAGAUCAAGGAGCAGAUCAGACAGCUCUCCUCUUGGGACAAGUGGGAUCUCGUCAAGCUCGUCGUCGUCGGCAACGAGGCCAUCAUGAACAAGCGCUGCACGCCGACGCAGCUGCGUACCCUCGUCACCACGGUCAAGUCCAUGUGCAAGUACAAGGGCCUUAUCACCAUCUCCGAGACGCUCAGCGUCUGGCAGCAGAAGGACGUUUCCUCGGCUCUCUGCGACGUCGUCAGCGUCACCGGCGCCAACAUUCACCCUUACUUCAAUGCCGACGUCACACCCGAGACCGCCGGCCAGUUCGUCGCCGGCCAGCUCCGCCUCUUGGACCAGAUCUGCGGCAAGGAAUCCAUCAACCUGGAGUGUGGCUGGCCUACCCGCGGCAACUGCAACGGCAAGGCUUGCCCCGGAAAGGAAGCGCAGAAGGUGGCCCUCAAGUCGAUCCGCAACGCCUGCGGCAACAAGACCGUCUUCUUCUCCUUCAUGGAUGACAUGUGGAAGGACCCCGGCUCGUGCGGCUGCGAGCAAAGCUGGGGCUCCGUCUCCUACUUCUCCCCCGACGCCUCCAUGUCUUCUUACUAA
Molecule: messenger RNA, 1632 nt
Organism: Drechmeria coniospora
Lineage: Eukaryota; Fungi; Ascomycota; Sordariomycetes; Hypocreales; Ophiocordycipitaceae
Exons: 2
Coding region: 1-1632 (543 amino acids)
Biological process (GO): cell wall organization
Cellular component (GO): extracellular region; fungal-type cell wall; cell surface
Molecular function (GO): 1,3-beta-glucanosyltransferase activity; glucan endo-1,3-beta-D-glucosidase activity
Source: RefSeq, a predicted model, not a curated record